UCUUGGCGCAGGCGCAGCGGGGAGGGCGGCUCAGUGAGGAGGCGGCGGGGCGGCGGCGCGGACGGUUGUGGUGUUGGCGCGCGCGCGCGCUCAAGAUGAGUGAAUCUCUGGUGGUUUGUGAUGUUGCUGAAGACCUGGUGGAGAAGCUGCGAAAAUUCCGGUUCCGUAAAGAAACCAACAAUGCUGCCAUUAUAAUGAAAAUCGACAAGGAUAAGCAGUUGGUGGUACUGGAUGAGGAGCAUGAGGGUAUUUCUCCAGAUGAGCUAAAAGAUGAGCUGCCUGAGAGACAACCUCGAUUUAUUGUGUACAGUUACAAGUAUCAGCAUGAAGAUGGAAGAGUUUCUUAUCCAUUGUGCUUUAUCUUCUCCAGUCCCGUUGGAUGCAAGCCUGAGCAGCAGAUGAUGUAUGCUGGGAGCAAGAAUAAGCUUGUACAGACAGCUGAACUCACUAAGGUAUUUGAAAUAAGAAAUACAGAAGAUCUAACUGAAGAGUGGCUGCGUGAGAAACUGGGCUUCUUCCAUUAAGAAAACCUCUGUAAUGAGUAUUUAUGUACCAUCCUGAUCAUACUGGAACCAGACAUGAAUACUUACAGCUAAGAAUGCACUGUAUUUACAUCUGUUUCCUGCAGUAUGUCUCUUGUGCAAAGUUUGUGCAAAGAAUAGCAGGUCUGUCUCCUUGAAGUAACAAAUCUUUGCAGAUGUUUCCUUAUGUGUACCUGUUAAAAGGGAAUACUCCUCUGCAGGGAAUCCUUUUGCACUCUUGUGACUAAUAUUUCUACAACUAAAAUAGUUCAGUUCUGAAUUUAUAACUAUACAGGCUUAAUUUGGAAGCUGAUGCUAACUUUCUGAGCUACAAAUGCAUCCUUACAACGUAUACUAGCCAUUUAUAUGCAAAAACUGUGUACUGUCAUUAUUGUCAGAAUUUAUGAUGUCCUCUCAACUUUGAAAACUAUUCCCUAGGAGCAUUUAGUGUUCAACAGACAGAAUCCUUGUACAGCAGAUCUACCCAUUUAUCCCUCUGUGUUAUGUCCAUGUGAACUUCCUCAAAUUCUUGGAACUAAUUCUUGUCAUUCCAGUAAUUCCUCAGCUGACUGAGGCAGUCGUACUAAAUUUCAGGGCAAAGCUUUGACUGUCCAAUUCUCAUGCUGAUGCAGUCUUACAGGGACUAGAAGAUCACUAAGGGCUGAAUUAUGACUCUGGUUCCUCUCACACCAGAUGUCUUGCAUUUGUAACUUACUACACUGUUAAGAAGUUUACCUCUUUGCUCCUUUCCUCUUAUACGAACACCUGUGAAUACUGUGUGCCUUUAAUUUGUUAGCUUUAAAAUGACUUGAGAAUUUUACACUGCCACUUAAUACAAAUUUGGUAAAAAUCUUUGUUAAAGAAUCCAAGUAACAUUCUUCCUAGUGCCUAGUGCUGCAGAUGACAUCUAUAAAACAGAAGCUAACCUCCUUUUCUUAGCAAUUCCAGUCAUCUGCUCUAUUCCUAGGAGUCCAGGAGGUUAAAGCUUUUCAUGGUACUGAUUUAUAUCUUUUUUGUUAUACAAGUUGGCCACACGUAGCUUUUUCACUAUUUUAAUGACAGUCUCUAAUUUUCUUAACUGCUUGUUAGUCAGAAUUACAUUCCAGAUGAAAGCUUUUGCAUACGGGAUUUGAUUUUCAUUUACUUACGGUUCAUCUCUUUGAAACAGUAAAGAUUCUAAUGUGAAAAUAGUAUGUAACUUUUAUAAAUGACCUUUUUACAGAGCCAUUUUAUAUUGAGUAGAAUAGCUGUCUGCUAUGGGACAUCGUGUUCAGCCAACGCAGUGGCAGAAGGAGUGCUCAUGUGACAGUAUCUCACUAUCUUACUCGUGAGUGUUUGUUGUGCUGCUGAGUUAAGUGCAUGUCAGAGCAGCUUCCUGUUGAUAACGUACCUUAAAACACAGCUGCCCUAACAACUCUGCUUGGUGAGGAGGAACGAGUUGUUAAAUUUGGAGGCCAGUAUUUCAUGCUGUGAAACCUUUGCCAAAUGAAGGUCUGUGUUUUUUUUUUGUUUGUAGGUAUAUGUUGUUAGUGUUUUAACACUAAUUCCUUAAAGAUCACAAGGAAUUGAUUUGCAGAGGUCCUCAGUGUUGAUAGAUUUCUUAGUUUGAUGUUACUGCUCAUUUCUCCGUAUAUGGAUCUGACUUGAGAGGAGCUCUUCAAAAUACGUGUUAGAAUGAUUCAAUUAAAUUGAUCUUUCAGUUCUGAAAGGAAAUGCUUGUAAUGAAAAUACAAUUUCUCUGGUGAACUGGAAAACCAAUUUCAUUUCCCUGGACAAAAAAGAUGUUGACUAUAAAACUGUUUGAUCGUUCUAUACUACUACCACCUUUUAUUUUUUAACAAACGUUGUGUAAGUAAGACUUAACUUUAGAAGAAUGAUGUCAGUGAUGGCAUCGGUAUUGAGGCAGGAGAAGUCUUGUUUCCUUGAUGUUGUGCUAGAGGUAAGGCCUGUUAAUGUGCAGUGUGGCUGAAGAAAAUUUGCCACUUGAAAUAUUCCACUUGAUAUUUUUUUUAUUGGGAAAACUGGAUUAAUAGCUUUUCUUACUGUAUUUUGUAUACUGCUGGGCUGCCAACAUCCAACAGCUGCUUGCACAAGGUCUCAACAAAAAUAACUGUAAAAGGAGACUCUCUGGAGGAGAAGGAAGGAGCUGCUGCAGUCAGAUGAGUGAAGCAGGUUCUGCAUCUCUGCAUCACUCCGCCUUCUGCUGAACAGCCUCUGCUACUUAAGAUUAUGUCUGUGUAGUGGAACUCUUCAUUUGGAGUUCUUUACUGUUCACUUUGAGUGUUCUUACUUCUUCCACUUAAGGAUUUCUGCCUUAGAUGCUACCCUUCAAGUCUUGCAGAAAGCAAACUAGUUCUUUUGAGAGGGUUAAAGCCCACGUUCUUGUGGAAGGUGGUAUUGAUGCUGCUCAGCCUGCCAGUAUUAGUCUUGUAACAGCCUUGCUUCGUAGCUGUAGCUCCUUCCCUGCUUUGAGCUGUGGCAAUGAGGAAGCAGCUGCAGGUGCUCGAAGAAAGAGUACACAGAGGAUGUUUGCCAUUCUAGGCUUGUUUGUUGUUUUUCUUGUUUCCAGUGCAGUCUUUUGGCACAAUUAUCUGCCAUGUGCUGUCCUAGGCCCUUGAGAUAUAGGUAAUGCUAAUACUUGGUUAAACAAAGACAUUGAUUAUAUCCAAAUCUGUUCUGCACAAAAGCUUGUUUUCAUUAUUUUUCCCACCUUAUCUAUGUAUAUUCCUUAAUCCUCCCCCUUUAAGAUCAGAGGGAGGUUGGUGUGUCUGUGUUCAGAAGGCCAGUAUAUUCUGACUAUGAUUUGCUGUUACCUGUCACUACGUGCUUGUCCUGUAUUUUCAGAUCUCUAAAGAUGGUUCAAACAAGAUAAAUUAAAUAAUGCAGCCUAUGGGAGCCUUUGUAGCUGAAAGGUCUGAGAGUCAGCAUUUUCCAUUGUAAGCUCCUAUUUUUCAGGAGUUUGUGAGUUGGCCAUAAAACCUUUGGCCAAGAAUUUAAAGUCUUUCAUAAAGAGACUUCUGCCACAGUUUUGCUUUCAGUAUUGACUAGAUGGCUGGGAUACAGCUCUUGUAAUCCUGCUCAUUGAUGGUAAACUGAAUUAAAGCAUGAAUUUGCAUGGCAACCCAUAAAAUGGACUUAUAAUGUUCAAAUAUUUUUUAACUGUAAAUGCUGAUAUUUGAUGGUUCAAGUGUGUUUCUAGAAUCAUGAAUGCUGUUUUGAGCUUUCAGAGGAGGCAAUAAUGAUGAUGUUGACACCUUUCCACUUCUCCAAAGGAGCAUCUUAUGUAUUUGUACCGAGAUUCCAUUUUUGUAUCUUUAACUGUUAAAUAAAUAGUCCAGAAAUAAUGUUAAGCAAGCAAAGGGGAUCUGAGUCAAACAUGCAAAAGCAAGGGAUGCUGACAACUCCUCAUGUCACUGUGCUUGAAAGAACUUUUGAAGUCACACUUUCUGAUACAUGCAACUGGUAACUAAGAAAUGGAGCUGUGAUGUGACGUGAGAAUUCAGGCUCUUUGCUUUUGCUCCAUGACCCAGACUUGAUGUGACUCGUGCACUGUGAUCUGUCCAGGUUGGCAGCAGUGCUGCAGGUGGCAAAAAGGUGGGAGGGAUUCAUGGCCAGUCUUGGAACUCAGCAGUUCCAUGAACAUACCAGUAACCAGUUACAACUUCCAUAUGCUGUUUAGUCUCUGCUAGUUCACAUUGCAUGUUCACUUUAAACCAAAUCUUUUUUGCUAAGCAUGGUGCUUGUAUUGGUAUAAAUAAAAUGUUUAAUUAAGA
This is a messenger RNA of Phasianus colchicus (ring-necked pheasant), 4294 nucleotides long. Lineage: Eukaryota; Metazoa; Chordata; Aves; Galliformes; Phasianidae. The record is from RefSeq and is a predicted model, not a curated record.